Messenger RNA from Penaeus chinensis, 1202 nucleotides. Its product is annotated as troponin C, isoallergen Bla g 6.0101-like. The record is from RefSeq and is a predicted model, not a curated record. The transcript has 6 exons. The coding region runs from base 45 to 515 and encodes 156 amino acids. Gene Ontology annotation, molecular function: calcium ion binding; enzyme regulator activity. Lineage: Eukaryota; Metazoa; Arthropoda; Malacostraca; Decapoda; Penaeidae.
CACCGACUCCGCAACACGUCUAAGCAACACUUAGUCACAUCGAAAUGGCGGACUCUAUGAAUGAGGAAACGAAGCUGAUGCUUCGGAAGGCGUUCGCGAUGUUCGACGAGGAAAAGACCGGCUUCAUCGAGGCGACGCAACUCGGGGGAAUCCUGAAGGACCUCGGCCAGACGGUGGAUCCGGACGAGCUCAAGAACACCAUCAUGGAUAUGGAUGUUGAAGGCAAGGCGCUGUCGGAGAACAAGGUCACCUUCGAGCUCUUCGUGAACAUUGUCGGGGUCUUCCUGCAGGACGAGGACGACGAGGCGAUGGCCGAAGAACUCAGGGAGGCUUUCAGGCUCUACGACAAGGAAGGAAACGGCUACAUCACGACACAGACGCUGAGGGAGAUUAUGAAAGAGCUCGAUAACAAACUGACAGAGGAUGACCUGGACGGCAUUAUCGACGAGGUUGACGAAGACGGCUCAGGAACCGUAGACUUUGAUGAGUUUAUGGAGAUGAUGACAGGCGAAUAAACUGGAUUCCUGCUUUAUCAUCCUAAGUUCUUUUCUUUAACUGCAUCUAUGUCAAACCCUAAACAAUGAAUACUUUAAAAUGUUCUUGACCUAUUUUUUGUUUAGUUAUUCUGUGUUAUUUCAAUUCGUCAUUUCCCAAAGAACUCAUGUGUUAAAAAGAUAUCCAAUGUCAUACAAAAUUUAGUAUUUCCUUCACAUCAUAAUUUUAAAUAUCCAUUAUAUACACUCGGGUCCAUAAAUAAUUGGAAUGUUAAUGAGAAAAAGGGACCAUAAAUUCAUUAUGAAAUAUUGUUACAUCGAAACAUGAUACUGACAUCACAGUUUUCCAGCAAUGACAGCUCCAUACGUUUCCAAACCGUAAUAAUUUCGUAAUAAUUAACUGCUGCGUUAUCUUUCUGAUAAUGAAGCCAUAAUCAACUGAUGUUGAAUUCAUUAGAAGCGAAAUUAAAUUAAAAUUUUUCUUAUCCUUUACUUGUAUUAUAUAUAUUUUUUUCGUAACAGUAAAUGAAUAUACGUUCUCGAAAUAGUUAUUACAUUUUCAACAAGAACAGCUAGAAUAUCAACCUUUCGCAUUUAUCUAUUCAUUUACGUGAUAAAAAGUUGGAAUCAAGCACUUAACUGUGAUUUGCUAUGAAGCCAAAAAGUAUCGUUUUUCUGUCGAGGAUUUCAAUAAUUAUUCUUCCUUUU